AUGGCUGAAGAGAACACUGGGGUUUCUGUGCCUGAAUUGGGCAAAACAGUGGAGGAAAGACCCAAAUGGGACAACAAGGUUCAAUAUCUUCUAACAUGUAUUGGAUUUGCUGUGGGAUUGGGGAAUGUAUGGCGCUUUCCAUAUCUGUGCCAGACAUACGGAGGAGGUGCCUUCCUAAUCCCUUAUUUUAUUGCGCUGAUCUUUGAGGGAAUCCCGUUACUGCACAUGGAAUUGGCAAUCGGGCAGCGCCUACGUCAAGGAAGCAUUGGGGUUUGGAAUUCUAUCUCGCCUUUCCUGGGAGGAGUGGGUAUUGGCUCUCUCAUAGUGUCUUUCUUGGUUGCUCUAUUCUAUAACACUAUUCUGGCCUGGGUCCUCUGGUAUUUCUUCCAUUCCUUCCAAGACCCUCUGCCCUGGAGAGACUGUCCACUGAACCAAAACAAGACAGGAUACAUUGAAGAAUGUGCUAAAAGCACACCUGUGAACUAUUUCUGGUAUAGAGAGACCCUCAAUGUUACACCUAAUAUUACUGAUAGCGGUGAUGUGCAGUGGUGGGUGGUUAUUUGCCUGGCAAGUGCCUGGGGCAUUGUAUACAUCUGUUUCAUCCGAGGCAUUGAAACUAUUGGAAAGGCUGUUUACAUCACUGCCACUUUCCCCUACCUUGUCCUCACCAUAUUUCUCAUCCGUGCCCUGACACUUCCUGGAGCAACUGAAGGCCUAGUGUACCUCUUCACCCCUAAAGUGCAAGUGCUAAAAGAUCCUAAAGUAUGGCUGGAUGCUGCCACCCAGAUCUUUUUCUCACUGUCUCUGGCCUUUGGCGGACUUAUUGCAUUUUCCAGCUAUAAUCCACAAAAAAAUGACUGUGAACGAGAUGCAGUGAUAGUUGGCAUGAUAAACAGUGCAACCUCGAUCUACGCAUCAAUCCCUAUUUUCGCUAUUCUUGGUUUCAAGGCAACUUCUAAUUAUAAUGACUGUCUAGAUGGAAAUAUCCUUUCAAUCACGAACGCGUUUAACAUUGGAGAUCAAAAUGUGACAAGGGAAAACUACGACAGCUGGUUGAAGCACCUGAAUACCACCCACUCUCAGGAAUUUGAAGAUCUGCAUCUGAAGCACUGCAGUAUUCAAGAAUUUCUUGAUCAGAGUGCUUCGGGUACUGGCCUGGCCUUUGUCGUCUUCACGGAAGCUGUGAUCAAGAUGCCAGGCUCUCAAGUGUGGGCUGUGCUCUUCUUUGUAAUGCUCUUCAGCUUGGGUCUAUCGUCCAUGUUCGGAAACCUUGAGGGAAUCCUCACGCCUCUGUUAGAUCUGCAUGUGGUGCCUAAAUGGUUGCCUAAAGAGGCUUUCACAGGGUUGAUUUGCUUGAUAUCCUUUUUCUUCGCCCUGAUUUUUACAAUGGGAUCUGGAAAUUAUUGGCUUGAGAUUUUCAACAGCUAUGUGGGAUCCUUGCCUCUUCUAAUUAUUGCCUUCUUUGAGAUCAUCGGCGUGGUUUACAUUUAUGGAAUUGGAAGAUUCAGUGAUGAUAUAGAAUGGAUGACUGGCCGACGCCCUAAUCUGUACUGGCAGGUGACCUGGAGAGUAAUCAGCCCUGGGAUGUUGCUGAUUGUGUUUUUAGCGUAUAUCACGGUGCAGGUUCAACAACCUGCUACCUAUGAAGCAUGGAAUCCUAACUAUAUUAACUUCCCUAUGACUGAAACAUUGGAUUAUCCCGGAUGGGUAUUUGCAAUCUGCAUUCUGCUGUCAUCCGUUCCCUGUAUAUUUAUCCCAAUUGUAGCCCUUUAUAGAUUUAUUCAGUGGAUAACGAGGAGAGUACGUCAAAGCCAGAAUCACAAUCCUUAUGAUAACCAUGCAUAUGAGUCUGAACUUCAGUGAAGUUAAAAGUAAUUUCUUUUUUUUUUCUUUUUUUAAGCCAUUUGUUUUAUAGACCAUAGGUGGUUGUACAUUUCACUUCCUGAGGUGGGAUCAUGUUUAGAGACUGA
Acipenser ruthenus (sterlet) is the source of this 1970-nucleotide messenger RNA. RefSeq names its product sodium-dependent neutral amino acid transporter B(0)AT3. Gene Ontology annotation, cellular component: plasma membrane. The record is from RefSeq and is a predicted model, not a curated record. Gene Ontology annotation, biological process: sodium ion transmembrane transport. The transcript has 12 exons. Lineage: Eukaryota; Metazoa; Chordata; Actinopteri; Acipenseriformes; Acipenseridae. The coding region runs from base 1 to 1863 and encodes 620 amino acids.